AUGCUGCAUUGCGUACGAAGACCCGAAGGCAAAAUUGACCGACGGCUUAUUGGUCCUCCGACGGAUUUCCGUCACCUUGCACAUAUGGGUUCUGGAGGAAGCACAAGUGUAACUUCAUCUAUAAUUAGUGGUGUUGGACUGGAUGAUUCCUCGUCGCCUUUAGCUCCCAUAACCACUCAUUUAAAAUUAAUUGAUCUAUCCGAAGCUCUCGCCGUUCAUAAUAGUUCUGCAGCAAUGCAUAUUGUUGGUCGGAGUUCACAAAGUACCUCUGACUAUUCUCCUCAACAGACAACCGUCAAGCAGAGAAUUUCGGAUUCUAGCUCUCGGGAACGUCGAAAAUCGUCUUCUGCCUCACGAUUUCUCAUAAAUGGACCUCUUCCGCCGCCCCCACCGCCUCCGCCAUCCGCUCUUAUUACUUGA
This is a messenger RNA of Rodentolepis nana, 420 nucleotides long. The record is from the annotation of a GenBank genome assembly. NCBI's taxonomy places the organism in Eukaryota, Metazoa, Platyhelminthes, Cestoda, Cyclophyllidea, Hymenolepididae.